This is a messenger RNA of Caenorhabditis remanei, 870 nucleotides long. RefSeq lists its product as uncharacterized. The record is from RefSeq and is a predicted model, not a curated record. The transcript is spliced from 6 exons. Gene Ontology annotation, cellular component: membrane. Lineage: Eukaryota; Metazoa; Nematoda; Chromadorea; Rhabditida; Rhabditidae. Bases 1 to 870 code for a protein of 289 amino acids.
AUGAGUCCUGACAAUUCAACUGUGACUGAAAAACAACUCGUUAUCGCUGGAUAUUCCACUCUUUUGAUAUCUGCAAUCGGUUUGUCUCUAAAUCUGUUGAUAUUUUUCAAAUUUGCCUCCCCGAGACAGCUUUCGAAUGGUUUUUAUGUGUUGUGUCUCUCCAAAUCUAUCAGUAAUUCAAUUAUUUGCCUCAUAGGUUUAUGUUGGGUUGGACCUGCUAUUCUGAUCAACCAUUUAUUUCUUCCGAUAUUUUUCAAUAAACUUCUCGGUCAACUCAAUGAAUACGGUAUCUAUUUAAUGGGCCCAUUGACUCAACUUCUGAUGGCAAUCGAUCGAUUUCUAAUUAUUUUCUUUCCUCUUGGUAUUUCUGAUCGUCAGAGAUGUAGAGUUUCAGUGUUUUCCAUCUCUUUAUGUUGGCUUAUAUGCUUUGGUUUCGUUGGAAUCACUUAUAAAUACAAAUGCUGGGUGUAUUACUCACUGAAAUCAUUAAAUUAUGAGGCUGAAAACGAAGAAUGUGACCAGAUGAAUCUGAAUAUUUUUUCAUAUUUCUGCAUUUCAUUAGCUGCUUCAACUAUUACAAUUCAACUUUCAAAUUUCGUUGGAAUUAUGUCAUUGUCUUCAAAAAGUUCUUCGUCUAACUCGACUUCUAACGCGCAGCGUCGUCGAAGCAUUCGACUUUUCAUUCAGCUUCAACUCACAUGCAUAAUUAUGGCAAAUGUGACAAGUGCAGCUACUGGAGCAGCAGCUGAAAACACAAUGAGAUGUUUGCGUAUCGCUCGUCGGUCGAUGGAUUCCAUCAGAAGAAAUGAGACGAGUCCAAAAGCUGCUGGAGCUUUGUGGAGCAUGAUAGCAACGAAAACGAUGAGUUGA